Molecule: messenger RNA, 4194 nt
Organism: Mycena indigotica
Lineage: Eukaryota; Fungi; Basidiomycota; Agaricomycetes; Agaricales; Mycenaceae
Exons: 5
Coding region: 1-4194 (1397 amino acids)
Biological process (GO): regulation of mitotic cytokinesis
Molecular function (GO): GTPase activator activity
Source: RefSeq, a predicted model, not a curated record
AUGCAUGCUGCAGAGGCUUCCGAAAACUGGGACGACGACUUUGAAUUCCAAUCCACAUCCUCGAAACGCACACGGCGACCCCCCCUCAAUAGCCAUGACCAGCCGCCCCACGACCAUCUAUAUAGCGACACCCCCACCACACAUAAUGACACGACCUCCGCAAACGAAAACGGCCACCGCCAUCAUCAGCGGCAGCGCGGCUCGCAGUCAACGACGGAGAAUUGGGACGACGAUUUUGCUGAGGAGGAGCAUGAGCAGGAGGGGCACCAGCAAUACAGCUCGACGGAUUCCCAUUCCACAUCGAAUUCCCACUCUCCAAUAUCUUCCUCCUCCUCUGCUGCAUCACCAAUUCCCCCGAACCCAUCUUCCUCUCGAUCUUCUUUUGCGCUCCCUCCUCCACCACCCGCUCGUGCUCUUUCCCGUCCCCACGACUCAGAUGCGACAAGACAUCGCGACCAGACCCCACGAGCAAGCAAAAUCCGCAGCAGGGCUGGAUCGGCGGCGACGGCUAUCCAGACCGCCCAGCAACAGUGGGGCGAGUCGAGCGAUGACGAUAUGGACGCCGAGCUGGGAUUUGGUGACGAGGAGGACAGAACAGUUACGGCCCGGACAGGAAGAAGGGCAUUGUCUCAUCAUCUGGUCCACGCCUCUCCGCCGCCGCCUGUACCCCCACUACCACAAUCCGCCACAGUCGGACGACGGGGACCAGGCUUACAUAUUCCCACCAAAGAGUCGCUGCAGAACAUGCCCUUCCCGCGUUCCCCAACUGCAUCUGUCUUCUCAGCUCCCGAUAACGCGUCGAUUGCGUAUACGCAUACCAGUGCGGGAAGCACAACUCAUUUACGGCCAACUUCACGGUCAGGCAAGCGGGAAAGAGAGGCUGCAAAGGGGCUUGCGGGCCUUCCGCCCAGUCCGCCAAUCCACCGCGAGCGGAGACGGCUGCGAAAGAAGAGCCGACCACAUGGCCAGGAAAAAACGGGCACGGUGGAGCUGCGAGAUAUGCGCCGGGCAAGUGAGGAUGGAGCAGGCGUUACGGAGGAAGAAGUCGAAGACUGGGACGCGGAUUUGGAGCGGGAGCGGGAAGAAGAGGAGCGUCAGCACCAGCGGUAUAAUCCCUAUGGCUCCAGCACGGAUGUCGGCGCGAGCCAGACGGGCACAUCCAGAAAUGCAAGUGCUUCACAGGUGGCGCUUUCGACUACUUCAGGCGGAGGCGGGUUGUUGUCAAGAAUUGGCAGCGUCAAACGGUGGGGCGGCGGAGGCGGUGUUCUAGGCAGGCGGAAGAAAAGUAGUAGCGUUAGUGUGGCGAGCGAGACAUUGGGACCCGACCCCGACCUGGAUGUUCUCGCGGACAUUCACUCGCAUUCACAUCCCGCGCUUCUACGCUCCGGCUCGCAAUCAUCCUCCCGCUCCCGCCAUUCAUAUUCUGCGCCAUCGUCAAGCGCGUCACCAACCGGUCCUGUCGUGAAGCGAAGUGCUAUUCGACACUCGCACUAUGCGGGGGACGCGCCUCGGACACCGCCCAGACCAAUUCCCAAUUCUACCCCUCAAAGCAGUGCCGGAUCGCCUGCAGACCGGGGUCGGCCACGAGUCCCAGCAACUGCGUCCAAAACCGGAGGAGAUUUGGGUCGAGAUGGUUCCCCUGCGGCGGGAGAAGCAGUGAGGCCGUAUACGCCUUCGCCCACUGGACAGGAGGAGCCGAAGGAGAGCAGCAAGCUGGUGAAACGGCGAAGUCUGGGCUUUGUGCAGAUUCGUAAGGGGCUCAGGCCACUCAACGGCGAUGAGCACGCCACACCAACGGCGAAGAAUUCUGGGGCUACUGCAGCGCAAACACCGAAUGCUAGUCCAAGCAAGUACGGCGGGCUCGGCGUCGGUCGGCCGCCCCCGUCAGACAGUGUCGAGGAUCUCAAUAAGGCGUCCAGCUCGGAAGGCCAUGGAAUGGGCUUCAUCGAGCGCAAUGUCCGCCGCAUCAGCCUUGUUGGGCACAAACGCACAAAGAGCGGGGUGUCGCUUUCAGGCCUACCGGCCGGCCUGCCUCUGUCGCCGGAUUCCGGGCCGGUACCGGUCCCGCCGGUGGAUGUCCAGCUGCAGCCGCCGUCGCCGCCGCAAACAGUGCGGUCGCCGAGUGGGGGGAGCAGCAUGAUGACCAUCGCGCCCGGCGUCGCAGCGGGCGUAGACGGCCUUCCCCUUUCUUUCUCGCCCACUUUCUCCAACCCGAGUACCACGCUUAACUCGCCCGUUCCCCUUGCCUCCUCCUCGACACCUUCGCUGACGCCACACACGCAAUCGCAACUGCCACAACAAAAGUCCCCACUGACACUCUCCCCACACGGUCACGCGGCGUCUCUGGGCCGGUCGGCUGCUGCCCAUGGCCACCUUCCGGUGCUUGCAAGCGGGCGGGGGGUGGAAAUGGGGCCUGGUGCGAUGCGAAGAAAUUCGCUGGGUGACUUGAAGAUUCCUGCAAGGAUCAGCCAGGCACAACAAGGUCUACGACGCGAUUUGGGGAUGGUGAGGGAGUUUGCGCGGAGUGUGGAAGAACUCAAAGAUCUCCAAUCAACCUACCAAUCGCUUGUCUCAGAGGUUCAAGGGCUUCUCGAUGCCCACGUUCUUUCUCAUCCCCCGCCUAAAGACGAAUCAUCCACAACUCGCAGUACCUCUUCCCCAACGUUCUUCCGACGACAUCGGUCCAACACAUCGUCUUCCAACCCCACAUCGCCUCAGCAGGCAUACAAGCAACUCGCGUCCGCCUUUUAUACGAUCAAUUCUAAAUAUCGCAUCUCGUGGGAGUGCGCGGAACUGCUAAUUGACCUCGGCGGUGGCGGGAGCUCUAGCGGGCAACCGACGACGAGCACGUCUGCACCGGCGAUGCCAACGGUUACAGCUGCGGGUAAAACACGUGAGCGGGCGAUCACGCUCACGGACGACUCUCCUGUACCCCCGCCCAUGACUGGUCCCCCGAUUGCGAGCCCGCCGAAUUCUGCGUGGAGGGCAUCAACUGGCCGAAACGACCUCAGCCAACGGCAACUCCAUCUUCUGAAGGAAAUGCUGGCGGGCAAUGCGGACGAGUCGUUCAUUAGUGAGGGCGGGAUUCCAGAGGAGUCACCUACGAUGUCGUUGCCAGUGAACCGUGACUGGCGAUGGGGCGAUGCGAUGGGGAGUACGGUUACACUGCCGAGCGAGGAGAGCGCGGGGGUGGGGGUCGAGGAGAAGGAGGCGAAGAAGAAAAGGCGGAGCAGUCGGCUGCGAAUGAGUGGGAUUCGGGACAUGCUUAGGGCAUUGAAACGGGGGGCUAGUGCAAACGGGCCGCUACCCGCAAAGCCCACAGCCGCGUCGUCUACCUCAGUUAGCACAGACUCGUCGGGGCAUCUGUACGAGCACGGUCACGUGCCCACUCAGGGGCGGAGACGGGCCAAGACGAGCGCAGGGCCAGAGUCGGUCCGCUCAACGAAUGCCCCGCGGCCAAUGUCACCAAACGACUUGACUGCAUCGUACAAGACGGCGUCACCAUCGCCGCGCCGGCCGUCUCUUGCGGCCAUCUUUCGCAUCGGGGGCAAAUCGCCCAAGGCCUCACCACCGCCGGUGUCCGGGCCGGAGUAUGGGUUUGAGCUGUACCCCACGUUCAGUGGUAUUUCUGGCGGGCGGGAGAGUGCGCAUAAUAGUACGGAGGAGGAGGACUGGGACAGGAUGGAGGACUCGGCGUCAGCGUCAGCUUCCGAUGCUGAAGGGAUGAAUAUUGGUAUGGGCAUGUCGACGGGGACCGUGCGGGGAAGAGGUGGGAAGUCUCCGUAUGGCUUACCGAUCCUAAAUCGGCCGACCACGCCCAGCUCGCCGUCACAUCCCAACCCAAUGCGUUCCCCCAGCGCGAGUGGCUCACGGACGUCGCUUGCCCAUGCCUCUGGAACGACGCGUUCGACAAGGCUGUCGAAUGUCGCAGAAAUGCCCGGGGCCACCCCAUCCGCUAGCAGCAGCAAAAAUGGCAGUCCAUCUUCGCGGUCAAAACGCACCGGUGCUGGCGGCUCAGUGCGGUCAAUGCCGCCCGUCCCCGCGGUGCCUGAUCUUGCGCUGGGGAGGCUCGCAAUGACGCCCGAGAAUAUCAAGCCAUUGCUGGAGAAUGCGCGGGAGGUCCACGCAAGGCUGGGCGAAUGCGUCGCCGAGAUUCGCGCGCUGCUCGCGGGGGGACUCGACGGUGAGGGGUAG